Monomorium pharaonis (pharaoh ant) is the source of this 2248-nucleotide messenger RNA. RefSeq names its product bladder cancer-associated protein (gene bc10). The record is from RefSeq and is a predicted model, not a curated record. The transcript is spliced from 2 exons. Bases 401 to 643 code for a protein of 80 amino acids. Lineage: Eukaryota; Metazoa; Arthropoda; Insecta; Hymenoptera; Formicidae.
AUAUAUUUUUUCUCAUUCUAACUUAUUGCACUAGUACAGCAGUGCAGGAAUAAAAAACAAACCUUAUAUAUCUAUGGUCGAGAACCUUCUUUGCUCAUCAUCUCUCUCAUCAUUACAGCUGAUCGCAACGUCACGUGUGCGUUUGAUUCGUGCUUGUCAAGUAGCCUCGAAAUUGUGCAAAAUUGCGGUGCAUCGGCCGUGAUCGGUUGAUUGCGGCUGAUCGUACGUCAAUUGACGAAGAAUGCUGCACACUCGUUAAAGAAUGACGUCGAAUUGAUGCUUUCAAAUGAGGUUAAUAAAUAAUUUUUAUGCCGGCGAGACAGUCAUCUGAUGUGAAAAAGGCGUGAGACGUCGCGACAAUUCCACAACCAUCCGACAUAAAGUCAGUGCCAGAGAGAUAAUGUACUGCCUACAAUGGCUAAUCCCUGUGCUGCUGAUACCGAAGCCUGUGAACCCAGCUCUGCUGCAAACCCAUGUCAUGUUUAUGGCACUUUAUCUCAUCGGAUUCUUCCUGGAGCGCAAGCCUUGCACUAUCUGUAGUCUCGUGUUCCUUGCUGCUGUCUUCCUUAUUUGCUAUAGUGGAAUAGGCAAUUGUCUACUCUGGAGCACAAAUUGCGACACAGUAAGAUGUGACAAUGGCUAAGAUUGUCAACUAUCUUUAACUCGCAAACGCUGAGAGUUAACAGAGAAUUAUUUAUCCUCUUGUUUGUUUUCUAUUACGUUUAUGUGCAUACAUACUUGCGUGCAUUUAUACGAGUGAGUUUUUAACUUUUUUUUUCUUUUUUCCUCCCUCUUCUCCCUUCCUUCUCCUCUCAUGCUACAGUAUAAUACACAAAGGUAGCUUUUAAUCUGUUUUGAAAAAAAUUAUAGUGUACUAAAGUAGUCUUUAGUUUCUAGCUGCAUCAAGAUUAGCCAUGAUUCACAUUACAAAAAAUUUACUUUAUCUACGAUGUAAUGUUUUACUGGAUAUUUACAUACUUUUUGUGUAUAGUCUUCAAAUCACAGAAUUCCAAAUAAGCAAACAUGUGAUACAAUGUAUUUGAUGAAAUUCAUUACAUAAACUAUAAAAUAUUGCCACAAUCAUUGACUGGAGCCAAUUAAAUUUCCAAUUUAUAAUGUGAUAUAGCUUUUAAUAUAGCUUGUUAAUGAAAUUUACUUGAAAAAUGCAAAUUUCAUAUAUUAAUAAAAUACACUUGUUACAAUAAAACAAAUCGGAAAUUAUGCAGCAUAUUUUUUUUAUACUUAUUCAUAGUUUUUAGCUGCACCUUUUCUAUGAUUUUAAAUAGUUACUUUUUCACAGGAUUCCAUACUUCUUCCUUACACAACAUACAUUAAAGAAUAUAUAUUGAUAAGCUGUUCAUAAAGUUAUCAUUUACUUCAUUAACAUUAAAAUUGCAGCAAAUUAUGUAAUAUGAUUAUUUGAUUGAUUGGUUGAUGUUAAUAAGUAGAAAAUGUCGCGAUUGAUUUAUACCAACUAUAACAUGAUGAAAUCAAAAUUUAAGCAUAAAAUAUAAAACUUAUCAAGUGAAUAUCAAGUAGACCAAAAUUUCUCAAGUGAUAAUUCUUGUCAAAUCUGAGAUAGCUAAAAUAUAGCAGCCAGAACUAGGAAAAAGUUAAAGGAAAGGGAGAAGUGGCUAAAACUAUGUAAAAAUAUUUUUUGUAUUGCUGCUUUUAUAUUAUUACAAAUCACCCACCUACACACACGGGCGCGCGCGCACACACACGCACGCACGCACGCGCACACACACACACACACACACACACACACACACACACACACACACACACACACACACACACACAGAAUAGAGUAUAUAAAUUUGCUUUUCAGAUUUAAAUUCAAAGAAUUGAUCUGUGCUAUAAUUUAUGAUUGUAAAUUUAUUUGCUACCUAUAAUUUUUAAUGUAAUAUCUAAUUUAGUAUAAGUAAUAUUACCAAUGUAAAUAUAGUCAUAGUAACUAAAAAUUAUUAUCCAUAUAACUCAUGAAUAUAGAUACAAAUACAAGAGGAGGUUUUUAGAUUCUGCCUCGGGUGAGGAGUGAAAUUUAAAGGUUAUAUCGGUAAAUCUUUUAUAUUUAUCUUUAAAGCAUGUAUGUGAUAAGGUCAAUUACUUUUCUGCAUCUAUCAUAUAAUCUUAUAUUUGUAAUAUUUUAAUAUAAAUUAAAGAACUUUGUCUUAGACAAAGUUGCAAAAAUUAUACCUUUAUGCAGAUUCAAGUAAAAGCUUAAUACUUUAUAACCAUACGAAAA